GAAAUGGUUCUAGGCUUUGAAAGUGGCUUAGCCAUGAGUGUUGAGGGGUGUUUCUGACAUUAUUCAAAGAUAUUGAACUUGCAAGUUAUUUUACUGUUAGGAGUGGAUAUAUUAAUAUUUACCGAACUCGCAAUUUUCCAAUCCAAACGGCAUGUCGUUUUGCAGACGACGGCGGAAUAAGAAGAUUAUGAGAAGGAAGAUUUAGCAGAAACUUGUCAAUAAAUUCCGAUCCCCAAUUCUCUGAAUCAAUUAAAGAUUCAAUUGUCAAAUUAGGGUUAGUAAUGGCGGAAGAACAGGAGAGAAAGAAGAGGAUUGUGGUUGAAUCGCUGGGAUGGCUUACAGAAUCAUCAAUCAUGCCCAAGAAACAACGCUCAAUCGAAGGAGUUGGUCCAUCUUCCAUUCUAGAACUCAAGGCCCAGCUCUACAAGUCCCAGGAAGAAUCCAAAAAAGCCAAAGAAUUGAACGGCCCUGAUGUUGAGUUCCAUCGUGCCAAGAAGAAGAUUACCUCGCGUGAUUCCUUCUCCUCUAAGAACUCCGGCGUCGAAGCCCGCGCUCUCAAGGACAAGCUUGAGUUGAAAGCGGUGAACGAUGGGUCAGCAAGCUACGCAGCACUGGAGAGGAAGGCCGAGUUAUAUGAAAAACUGGUGAAGGGAGAAUUGUCAGAUGAGGAAGAUAAGGAGAAGUAUUGUGUGGACUUUUUCCGUAAGGGUGUGGAGCAGGAAACAGAGCAACCACAAGCUUCUGAUUCUUCUGUCAUCAUAGCAACUCACGACGAAUCUAGUCAGAAUGAUGCUUCUAUGCUAUUUGACAUGAAAUUUGUGGCACCUGGGCGAACAACUGGAACGAUGGAUAACGAUGAACAUAAACGAUUUGUGAGGGAAGUUCAUGAAGAAGUAAACCAAGCGAGGGAAAAGGCAUCUGAGCUCAAAUUGCGGCGGCAUGAGCAAGCAGAAGCUCGUCGUGAGAAACUAAGGCAGGCCUAUCUUCGGAAAUUACUAGAGAAACAAAAAGCUGCAUCCAGUAUAGAGCAGAAAUAACUACAAUAUAUUUCAACAAGUGGGAUUGGCCAGAUCAAUGAUGUUGUGGUACUCCCAUUGGUCACUUGUGUGCAGGACAUUAAUUUCUAACAUGAAUUAGAUUACUAAGGUUAAGUAUUUCAAACAAGAAGAUCUAUUGCAGAUUUAAUGUACUGAGAAGAAAAUUUGAGCAGUAUUUGCCUGUAAAUAACACCAGCAACAAUCCAGCAGUGGGACUGGAUGAUUGCUUUGAAAGCUGGUCAGUGCCCAAUUGAUUCAAAACUAAACAUGAGGCUGAUUAGUGAAUCUCCUAUUGUAAAUUAUUACUAUGCUUUGAAUACCCAAAAUUGGCUGCUUAUGGCAA
Messenger RNA from Mangifera indica (mango), 1380 nucleotides. RefSeq lists its product as uncharacterized. The coding region runs from base 282 to 1037 and encodes 251 amino acids. The record is from RefSeq and is a predicted model, not a curated record. The transcript is spliced from 3 exons. Gene Ontology annotation, cellular component: nucleus. Lineage: Eukaryota; Viridiplantae; Streptophyta; Magnoliopsida; Sapindales; Anacardiaceae.